GCUCGUGUCUGCCCUUAGCCCAAAUCCCUACUACUCUAUAAGCACGGUGUGUAGGCAUCCACACCAUGCGCCAUUGUUCUGCCUUCCGACGCUCCCCACGCCCGCCGCACACACCACGAUGAGAUCCUGUAAAGCUGUCCGUGGAUCCCCGCGACAUCCUCCUCCAUCGCGCUAUGGUCACCCCCGACGUCCUCCCCUCCACGCCGCACCCGCCCCAAUUCAAUGGGUCGGAUCUCAGGGGCGCUUCCCCACCACGCACACUGAUCUCCAUCUAUGGAAGUGCCUCUGUCAGGCGGGUGACCUCGCGGGCGCUCUAAGGCUGCUGGGCUCUGACGGCGGCAUCGACGUGUGGAGCUACUGCAUGGUCGUUCAGCUCUGUGGGGAGGAGCGAUCGUUGGAGGCUGCCAAGAGAGUGCAUGCCUUAAUUCGCGCGUCCAGUGCCGCUGUAACGGGUGGGAAAGGAAGCGUCCUUGGGAAGAGGUUAGUGCUGGCGUACCUGAAAUGCGGCGACCUGGGCGAGGCAAGGACGGUGUUCGAUGGAAUGCCUCAUCGGCUGCUGAUGUCCGUGUCUGGACUUCGCUGAUGAGCACGUACGGCAAGGCAGGUGAUUUCCAGGAAGUUGUCUCGUUGUUUAGGCAGAUGCAGUGCUGCGGGGUCACUCCGGAUGCACAUGUUGUUUCCUGUGUCCUCAAGUGUGUUGCCAGUUUGGGCAGCCUUACGGAAGGCGAGGUGAUUCAUGGAUUACUUGAGAAGUUGGGUCUCGGUCAAGCAUGUGCGGUUGCAAAUGCUCUGAUUGUUGUGUACUCGUGGUGUGGACGGAUGGAGGAUGCGGCGUGGGUAUUUGACAGUAUGCAUCCCCGGGAUGCCAUCUCUUGGAAUUCUAUGAUUGGUGGAUGCUUUUCAAACGGAUGGCAUGGUACAGUUGUUGAUCUUUUCAGCAAAAUGUGGUCUCAAGGUACGGAGAUCAGUUCAGUGACAGUGCUCAGUGUUCUGCCUGCUUGUGCGGUGGAAAUCAUAGUUAUAGCAACAUGAAAAUGCGUAUGUUGUUGUUUCUUUAUGGUGUGCUCACUAGAUUCAUGAACAUCGAUGCGACAGUACCACUAUUACGAAACAGAGAAUUAAAUA
Zea mays is the source of this 1125-nucleotide messenger RNA. Its product is annotated as pentatricopeptide repeat-containing protein At4g37170-like. The transcript has 2 exons. The record is from RefSeq and is a predicted model, not a curated record. The coding region runs from base 119 to 583 and encodes 154 amino acids. Gene Ontology annotation, molecular function: protein binding. Lineage: Eukaryota; Viridiplantae; Streptophyta; Magnoliopsida; Poales; Poaceae.